This is a messenger RNA of Candida dubliniensis CD36, 1203 nucleotides long. RefSeq lists its product as uncharacterized. The record is from RefSeq and is a predicted model, not a curated record. Bases 1 to 1203 code for a protein of 400 amino acids. Gene Ontology annotation, cellular component: cytosol; nucleus; tRNA methyltransferase complex. Gene Ontology annotation, molecular function: tRNA (guanine(46)-N7)-methyltransferase activity; protein binding. NCBI's taxonomy places the organism in Eukaryota, Fungi, Ascomycota, Pichiomycetes, Serinales, Debaryomycetaceae. The transcript has a single exon. Gene Ontology annotation, biological process: RNA (guanine-N7)-methylation.
AUGAAACAUCCAUUUCAGAUAUUAACAGCUAAUAAAAAAGGUACUCAUAUCUUUGCAAUUGUGAAGAAUUAUUUACAAGUUUUCGAUAUUUCUAAUGGUUCAAAAGUAGGUGAAUGGCAAGAUACCACUGAAACAAAUCAUCCUAAAGUUCAAAUUGAAAAACGUACUGGUAGACAAAUAUCAACACAACAAAUUCAUAAUCAUCUUAGAUAUUUAAUUCUUACUCCUGAUGAAACUCAUAUUAUAGCAUCAACUGAUUCUGAUAAAUCAGUUUUAAUUUUCCAUAUAGAUUUUAAUCAAUCUAAUUGUUUAACAUUAAGUAAACGUCAACCGAUUCCUAAACGACCAUGUUCUAUUACUAUUGAUCAAUCAGGAAAUGUUGCUAUUGUUGCCGAUAAAUUUGGUGAUGUAUAUACUGUAUCGAUUGAUUCUAAUGAACCAAUACCGGAAAAAGAUUUACAACCAAUAUUAGGUCAUGUUUCAAUGUUAACUGAUAUAACCAUGGCAAUUCAUAAUAAUAAAGAAUUUCUUAUAACUUCUGAUCGAGAUGAACAUAUUAGAAUAUCCAAUUAUCCUAAAAGUUAUGUAAUAAAACAAUUUUUAUUUGGUCAUGAUGAAUUUGUAUCACAAUUACAUAUCCCGGUGUCAUAUGAUAGAAAUAUUUUGAUUAGUGGAGGAGGUGAUGAUUUUAUAAAUAUUUGGAAAUGGUAUGAAGGUGAAUUAAUAGAAACUAUUGAAUUAAGACAAUAUAUUGAACAAUAUUUAACAAAAGAUCAUCAUUUACCACCAAUUAGAUUUAGAACUGAAACUUCACCAAAAGAAAUAUCAAUUGCUAAAAUAAGAACUUUGAAAAUUGAAACUAAUCAAUUAUUAUUAAUUGUUUUAGUUGAAAAUACUCCAUUAUUAUUAGUAUUUAGUCUUGAUCUUGAUGAUUCUUUCAAAGCUAAUUUUUUACAAAAAAUCAUUAUUGAUGAUGGUGAUGAAUCAAUUAUUGAUUUUGCAAUUGCUGGUAAAACAAUUGUCACUUCUUUAGAAUCAGAAAAUUCUAUAAAAUAUUUCACUUUACAAGAAGAAGGAGAUGGAAGAUUUUGUGAAACUAAAGGACCAAAUAUUGAACAAUUCAUUCCAUUUGAUGUUGAACAAAAACUGGAUUUUCAACAAUUAUACACCAUUUUCCAAUUAAGAAAAAGAAGUGACAGUUAA